AUGUCCGACGAAGAGGAACAAUACAAUGACUUUCCGGGACCUGCAGCUCCGGCUCCGUUCGAAACCCAACCAAACACCAACAAAGAUUACGGCGUCGCUUCAAAACGAUCUUAUGGACGUUCUCGUUCCACAUAUGUAUAUUCAGUAAAUGGCAAUCAUGUGGGACCUGUACCGGCUCAGGAAUGGAGCUCAGCAGCUCGAAAGACAAGUGGUGCCACUAUGCUUCCGAGGACGGAAGAUGCUUAUUUCGGUCAACCAAACAAGGAUAGCGCAACGAAUGACGCCAUAUCACAGAUAACAAAUAAUCGCGGAGGAACA
Gongylonema pulchrum is the source of this 318-nucleotide messenger RNA. The record is from the annotation of a GenBank genome assembly. Lineage: Eukaryota; Metazoa; Nematoda; Chromadorea; Rhabditida; Gongylonematidae.